GCCCAAAUUGUCACUUGUGGCCAAGGAACAUGUUGCGCAUCAAGCUGACCCAAGUGCUUGCUGCCGCUCGCCGUAGCUCGAGACUACAGACACUACGUGCGCUGUCCACGAACCCAGACGUAGACGACAAGGCGUUCCUUAAGAGUAUCUCCCAGGAUCAGGCUAAGCGCGCGUUGGAGCGCAGUGCCGCCAUCCGCGCCGACCACAUCUCGGCAAAGGGCGAUUUCCCGGCAAGCAGUCAGGGCGACCACCAGGUGGAUUCGGACGAGGCAAACCGCAAGCGCAUCAUCUACCGCAGUAAGCAGCGUGGCUGGCUGGAAGUGGACCUACUAUUGGGCCGUUGGGCCAGCCAGAACGUCAUGCAACUCACGAGCGACGAGCUGCAGCAGUACGAAGACAUUCUGAACGAGGAGACCAUCGACAUUUUCAACUACAUCUCCGGCAAGAGCGCUGUCCCGCAAAGACUGGACACGCCCAUGAUGAAGAGACUGCAAGAGUACUGCCUCACGUCGCCACUUGGCAAGGCCUCGAUCGAGGGCUUCGCGGAGAACAAAAAGUUCAUGAGCAAUUAAUCAGAGCAAAGACACAAGAGUGUAUUGGGUCUCCUUAUCUAUCGUAAAUGAUACGACGGUUUACUAGACGAGA
Molecule: messenger RNA, 645 nt
Organism: Phytophthora nicotianae INRA-310
Lineage: Eukaryota; Oomycota; Peronosporomycetes; Peronosporales; Peronosporaceae
Exons: 1
Coding region: 30-572 (180 amino acids)
Biological process (GO): protein-FAD linkage; mitochondrial electron transport, succinate to ubiquinone; mitochondrial respiratory chain complex II assembly
Cellular component (GO): mitochondrion
Source: RefSeq, a predicted model, not a curated record